AUUGCUGAGGAGUUUACGGACGCGUCAGGGGCUGUCUCGCUCCCCCCCAGUUAUCCCCCAGUUUACCUUCGGACGAGCCUGUAAUGGACUACUCCAGUUCUCCCAGCAACCUGGACGGAUUUUGAGAAACGUUUGCAUUUUUAGCUCCUUCCCCCCCACUUCAUAUUUUCCACAUUCAAGUCAGCAGGAUGGCUGAGAAGGAGCCCGAAUCGCCUGGAAAACUAAAGACAUUAUUAUAGCCAGAAUUGGCUUUUUCGGAAUAGGGGGCCUAUCCGAACAGACUAUUUCUUUUCACAACUUUCCCCUCUGUGGAUAAUGGAUGGCAGAGAUUUUGGACCUCCCCGAUCCGUUCACGUACCACCUCCGUUGUUGGCGGGGCUCGCAAUGGAGUCUCACCGACUCGGAGCAGCAGCAGCAGCCGGGAGGAUCCCUCCCUCGCCCGGUCACUUGGGCGCGAGUCAUCCGCCGCCUCUCCACUCUGGAAAAUUCUUGCCAUCGGCCAUUAACCUACAUCCACACCACAGCGAUGGCUUCUCAGCCGGCUCCAAUCCCUUCCUGUCAGGUUACCCGGGCCCCUCCCCGCUGACCUCUGACCCUGCGUACAGAUCGGCCAAUCCCAGCGGUCUGCAGAUGGCUCAGCUCUGGGCAUCACACGCUCAUGAAGUGACACCGGCCAGUCAGCAGCAGCAGCAGAAGUCACACUCCCAGCCUUCCACAGCAGAGCCCAGACCCAGGCCGUCGCCUCCACGGCCUUCCUUCCCUUCAGGGAGUGGUGGUAGUGGGGGUGGAGGUGGGGGCAGGUUUCAUGGACCAGAAACAGACAGAGGGGGUCGGGAUGAAGAGGGAGGCUCUCGACCCCACCACAACCAUAACUCUAACGCUAACUCGAAUAACUCAAACUCUCACUUAGACAGACAAAGGAGGAAUGACGCUGUGGCCGCGUCAGCUGGGACCCUCCACAUCUCGUACGCCCAUCCUCCUGCGCUGCAGCCCUCCUCCGCUGCCGGCCCGCCCCACACCUCCACGCCCAGAGAGUCUAUCAGAGAGCAGCGAGUCAGUGCGCCGACAUAUGUGCCUUCUGUGGAGGUUUACGACGAGCGGACUGGGCCCAUCCAGAUCGCCUCACAGGCCCGCGACAAACACGGGGAAAAACACAGAGAAAGAGAAAGAGAAAGGGAACGAGACAGAGACAGAGAGCGUGAGCGGGACAGAAACAGAGAGAGGGAGAGCUACAGGUUUCCUGAGAGGAGCCUGAUGGAGCAUCCACGACUCUCCCAGUCUGGCGAUUCAAGCAAUCAAAGAGAAGAAGGUUCUGUCAUUUGUUCCAAUGGUUCCAUUGGUAAACGAGGACAGGACCCUUCCUACUCCUCCAGUCAAUCAAGGUUCAGCCCAGAAACCAGGGACAUCCCUAAACACUCGCUUCGAUUGGGUAUAGAGCGGGCAGGGGCGGAGCCUAAGUGGAAUACUAUCAGCCCAUUAGCCAACUAUGCCACAAGUCACAUGGCUGCUCUGGCAGCUCAACACGGACACACACUCUCAUCUCCCCACAGCCAGCAGACGCACACACAAAUGUCCCAUUCCCCUCACACAACCCACCGGUCCAGCAACAACCCGCACUCCGCCCACAGCCAUUCCCCCCAGACACACCCCUCCCAACACGGACACGGGCAUGCAGGUGAGGAGGGGAGUCAGAGACGCUACCUGGACCCAUCGGCGCUCUACCGACCUGGGGGAUCACUGGCAGGGGGGUCCAGUGGUGGGGAGCGAGGCGGUGGAGCGUGUUCGGAUCCCACAGAGGUUUCAGCCAUGCAGAGUCUGAUCAAAUACAGUGGAAACUUUGCUGCUGAGGGCCCUGGGUCUUCCAGGCACGCCGCUGACGGACGAGGGCCCUUUGGGGGUCUGGGUAACAUUGUGUCCGAAGCCGAGAGGGAGAGGGAGAGGGAAAAAGAGAGAGAGCGGGAAAGAGAGAGGGAAAAAGACAGAGAUAGGGAGAGAGAGAGGGAAAGGGUGUCGGUUGGACCAGGUGCUUCAGGGGCGUUGAGAAUGCCUCCCCAGCUGAAGAGGGAGCAGGAGCGGCCAGACAGCGCCCGCUCUUUUGGCCGGGAGGGGGAGGGGGAGGUGCGCCACCCACCGGUCGGCAUUGCCGUCGCCGUGGCCCGGCAGAGAGACAGUGGGAGCGCCAGUAAACAGCCCAGCGGACCUUCAGACACACAGAGAACCUUGCUGCAAACUGCUAUUAAAGAUGAGGAGCGAGCGGAGGAGCGUGCUCGCCACCAUGAGGACAGACUGCUGGCCAGCCGGCUGGAGCGCGAGCAGGAGAAAGCGCUCAGAGAGCCCAAAGAGCUGACAGACUUUACUCAGAUGCACCCUGCCCCCCUGUCUAGCGGCCUGACACCCAGUAUGAUGACACCCAGCCUCAUGACCCCCAACCUUAUGGUGACAGGAGGAGCUGCCCUGGCAGGAGCAGGGAGAUGGCCUCCCGACCCCUCAACUCUGACCUCUCACCCCUGGAUGCCCAGGCCUGGAGCCCCUCCAGUCUGGCUCUCCAGCUCACCAUACAGCCUGGGUCCAUCCUCACUCCACCAGACCCUCCCCCCAGGCUACCCACCCUCUCUGCAGGGCUCCAUGCCCCCUCCCUACCAGUUUGCCAGGGACCCACAGUCUGGACAGCUACUAGUCAUCCCCACUGAACACCUGCAACACUACGGAGGUGAUGUACUGGAGCGUGGAGGCCCGGUGUGGUCAGGUGUAUACGGUACAGGCAGCUCGCUGCAGCACGCAGCCCAGCUCCAGCUCCUCUCCCAGCAGCAGAUGCUUCGGCAACAGGAGCUACUCAUGAUCCAGCAGCACACAGCGCAGGUCCUGGAGCUGCAGAGGAACGCACAGCUAGUGGAGCGUUUAAAGGCCAGUGAGCAUCGGCCCGAGAUGGAAGAAAAAGCAGACAAGCGGAACGCCGACCCCAAACCCCGCCCCUCCUCUAUAUCUUCCCCGUCUCCGUCACCCAUUCUGCACCCCCGCAAACCUCCCCCUCACUCUCGCUCUCCAACCCCGUCUACCUCCUCCCUCACCCCGCUGCCUCCGCUGCCCUCACCGGUGACCACCCUCAAGUCAGAGGAUGGUGGGCAGAGAGUGUUGUCUCACCCACCGACACCCCUGCCUCAUCCGCCGUCCCCCAGGUCGGCUUCCCCGCCCCCAUCCUCGCCACGGCGGCCUAAACAGGAGGCAGCCGAAGAGGGGGAGGUGGGACGGAGGGAGCAGAGAGCGGGACAGAAGCCAGCCUCUGCACCCUUUCAAGGCAUCUACUCUGAUCUCCCUCCAGGUUACCCUUACCAGUCCAUCACUGCCCCAUUUGGCUCACCUUUCCCCCCAUAUCGCAUUCCACCACCCACAGGGGCAAACACAGAAGUUGUCCCACCCCGCCGCUCCCAUUCUCCUGCCUCUGCUGCCCCUGUGCCCUCAGCCCACCGGCACCUCCUGGAAGCAGACAUCAAGCCACAGAAACUAGAGUCGUCAAAGACGGGCUCUUUUCUCAAGCAGGAGCCCGGUUUGGAACAGCCUCAGCAUAACACGACGCCAGAACCUCUGGGUCCCCUGCGCCGGAGCUGCAGCCCUGUGUUACCUAGCCAGGACAGAGAGGGAGACAGGGAAACGUCGAAGCCCAAGCCUCAACCACUACCUCUUCAUGUCCCCAGCCCUCCACCGCAACAAAGCGAAAGGCUGGAAGAAAUCAGGGGGGAAGAGAAGAAAGGAGGGCAAAUCAAAAUGGAGGUGUCAUCCUACUCCUGUCAGGCUGCAUAUCCCCUGCCUCCUUCACUCACAGAAGCCGAGCCUAAAACGGAGGUCAUCAAGGAUCCAGAGCGAUAUUCAUCGGUCAUCACUGCAGAUCCAGACCGACAGGAAUCAGCUCAGAUGUGUACGUCACUAGAGCAAACCACCAGCGCCGUGUGUGAACAAGAACAACUAGAUGCUCCCUCGCUCACUCCCAGUCAGAAAGAAAGUGUCACAGAAACUCCCGUUUAUCCUUCUCCCACCUCCAACUCCCCACUACCGCUGGUCAUCGGUCCCGAGGAUCCCAUGGCAGGGAUGCUCGCUCUACUCACAGCCAGUGAGAUAGUCCAGGCUCGGCCCAGCACCCCACCCGCCCCAACGCUCAUACCACAGACAGAAAACCCUCCCGUGGACGCAGACUGCAGCAGCGCUGGUGCUCUGGAGAUGGUGGCACUGGAGGGGAUGGCCCUGCUUAGCCAAAUGGCUCAGCAGGAGAUGGAGCACAUCAGCCUGGAGAAAGAUCUGACAUUAGAGGGUCUAGACUGUCUUCUUGAAGCAAGCAGACAGAUUUUGUUGGAGGCCAUCGAGAAACAAUCCCACGUUGAUCUGCCCAGAACGCUGGACCCCGACAAGAAGUACAGCUGGAGGCAGAGGAAGGAGGAGCCGCUGUACAGUAAAAUGUCUGUGGACGUGCUUGAUGCAGUGGAAGUGGAAUACCGUGUUCGCCUGGCUGAGCUGCAGAAAACGUAUAAGGAGAAGCAGAGAGAUUUGAGCAAGCUGCAGAGACGCCGAGACAAGCGUGAGCGGCAGCAGCAGGAGGAUGAGAGGCGGAGUCUGACCAGACGGGGCAGAGGGCGACCCAGGAAGAGGAAACACUUGACUACACCUCCCAAACUGGACAGCAGGCCUGGAAAGGUGGGUAGGACAGUGCAAUACUCUGAGGACUCUGAAGCUGGGGAUGGACAGAGGAAGAGGUUCAGGGUGUCCAGAGAAGACGACGAGACUGAGGCAGGAAGUGGAGGAGUGAAGGUGAAAAAGAAGAAAAAGAAGAAGAGCUGGAAUGACCAGGAGCCAUCCACCAGUCAUGCUCUGGAGGUGUUGAAGGCGAAGCGUGGCCACGUUUGUGAGCAGGAGCAGCUGGCGUCGGACCUCGACAGAGCGCUUUCGCUUUCGCAGCUCAGCUCACUCGGGGCAUCUCGCAAACUUGCCUCUAACUCUAAAUUGGACAAAUCGAAGGCCAAGUCUGGGGAUGGUAGGAUGAAGGAGCGCAGCAUCCACUCAUCUGCCAAAGGAGGCAAGCACAAGAUGGCUGCCAAGACUUCUGCUUCGGAGACCGUCCGGAAGGUGAAAGGUCAGAAGAAGACUGCUUUGUUCUCUCCCAUGAGAUCAGAGCUCAGCAGCUGCUCUAACAACUCAGAUUCAGAGGAGCACAAUUCUGCUCGAGGGGGCUGGCCCCCUCUCUCAGGGACGCGUUCCCAUGGCAACUUGACCAGGAAGAGACGGUCCGCAUCGUCACCAACAUCCCUGCUGUCCAGUCAGAAGUCUCAGAAGAAGAAACACAAGCACUUAUCCCUGCUGCUGGAGGAAGCGGGCCUCAGCUCCUCUGACGACUCCUUCGACCAAGAAACGUCCGAGGAAGACGACGACAACAACGAGGAUGAGUCCGAUUCGGACGAUGAUGGCGGCUGUGAGGAAAGCGGGCUGGGUCUGUUGGCCAGGUUCGCAGCGAGCGCGCUCCCUGUCAGCUCCACCCCAUUGAGCCUUCUCCAUGAUGGCAAACACCGCAGCAGGCAAAGCACUUUGGGGUCGUCAGAGUGCGAGUGGUCUGACUCUGGCUCGGACCUGCGGCUAAGGAAGUUCCCCUCUCUGAUGCACGGCAAACGCUCCGCCCCAGAGCUCCCCCUGUUGCCCCCGGCAACCCGUCGCAUCGACCAGACCAGCCCUACCAAGAGAGAUGAAGCGCUGCCCAUGAAACGCAAGCCCUUGCCCAAACCGCGCCCCUCGCCCCGGUCGCCACGGCGAUUCAGCUUCGACCUCCCUCCCAGCUCUGGCGUUGGAGGCUUCAGUGAGGACGAGGGCUGGACCCGACGACGCAGCGAGAGGAUUUUCCUCCACGAUGCAACCACGUCAGCCAGUCAGAUGUCUGUGCCAGCCUCUGCUUCCUCCAGUCAGAGCUCUUCCUCCAGCUCAGCCCCACCUCUAACCCCGAAGCCGGCCUCCAGACCCAAACCUGCUCCGCCCAGCAGAGAGGGGAAAGAUGUGGUGAAAAAAAAGAAACUGAAGGACUCUCCUCUGCCUGUGAGCCCGUCCACCCUGUGCAGUCCAAUCACAGACAGCCCUGUGCCUCUGAGCCUCAGCCCGUCACGCAAGAGCCAAUCAAAAGCCAAGACCAAGGCCAGGGAGCCUUCCAGGGGAGCGGUGAGCCGGCUAAUGGAGAGCAUGGCGGCAGACGAAGACUUCGAGCCCAACCAGGACAGCAGCUUCAGCGAAGACGAGCUCCUCCCGCCGCGCAGCAACAGCGUAUCAGAGAGGUCCUCCACACCUGCUCCCGUGCAGUGUGUCCUGGAUAAGGAUUCUCUGGUGGAUGGACUCAGAGUUUUGAUCCCGAUGGACGACCAGCUACUGUACGCAGGCCACGUGAACACUGUACACUCCCCUGACAUAACAGGAAGUUCAGAUAUUGACGAGAAUGACGAUCUCAUCACGGUGGAGUUUGACGAUGGCGACACAGGCCGCAUCCCCCUCUCCCACAUCAGACUGCUGCCGCCAGACUACAAGAUCCACUGCGCUGAGCCGUCCCCUGCUCUGCUCGUGGCCAGUUGCUCCAGGAGGCGAGUCCGCAAAUGCAGCAAAGAGGCCGGUACAAAGCCAGAGGAAACCACUCCUAAGAUCAAAGGAAAACCUGGUCGCAAACCCAAACCCAAACCAGAGCCCUCCGUGACCCCAGAUGGCCGAGAGAAAGCUGAUCCUCCAUCGUCCUCCAACCAGUCCGCAGAGAGACCCCAGGCUCCAGCCAAGCCUUCCAUGGACAGGACUUCCUCUGUCCAGAAGGCAGCUCAGGAGAAGCCCCGGCCUGCAUCCCGGCCGACGAUGGGAAGUCAGACAAAACCGGCCCGCAAGAGCUCCACCACGUCCCCCGCAAGCAGCCCUACCCUCCCCAACCCGGUGCCCAGGAAGUCCAGCUCAGCCCAGCCUCCUCCUCCUAAACCCUCCCGCCCUCUCCCUCCCUCCCUCUACCCCUCCACUUACGGGAAGGUCCUGACUGUGGAUCUGUACAGCGAGCCCAACCUCAGUUCAUACAACAGCCAGCGCAGAGAGAGAGAGAAUACCAGCAGCAGUCCCACCACCAACAGACCCAUGUCCAGACCCAGUAUGACAACAUCAACUUCUGCAUCCAAGCAAAGUGCUUCAUCCACGCCCAGACCCACUUCUGCUUCCACACCCAAAACCAAACCCUCCUCUGACCAUCACAGCAGCUCCAGAACCAGCCUCAGCACUGGACUCGUACCCUGCCCCAUCUCCAGGAUGUCAACAGGCAAACCCGGGUCUUCGCUAACUCCCAGAUCUUCAUCAUCUUCAUUGUCAUCGUCAUCGGUCCCCAGACCUAAACUUAAGGUGCCGUCCGACCAGCUGUCCUCCAACUCAAGACCCAGCCCCAUCUCCAGACCCAAGACCAGCUCAGGGCAAAGCGAGGUGGGCUCGGUGGUGAGGCGCAAGCCCGUGUCUGCAGAGCCCCUCGUGAAGCUUGACCACGAAGGUGUCACCUCCCCCAAGACCAAGAAGACCAAGGCUCUGAUGUUGCUAGAGGGUCGGGGCGUCAGGCGAGAUCACACCCCCAUCACCACGGCGACAGCCAAUCAGAAACCGCUAAAGGCUAAACCGAGACCUCCAGAUAGAGAGACUGGCCUACCAGAGAAAGACUCCACCUACAAAGCACCGAUGCUGGCUAAGGAGAAGGCAGAUUGUCGUGGAAGUGCUGGUAGAGGACAGGAGAUGGACACGAGAGAGGAGAAGGGGAAAAAAGAGGAGAGAAAGGAGGUGGAGAAAAGAAAGGAGAGAAAGAUGAAAGAGGAAUCUCAGAGUAGCAGCAGCUCAGAGUCCGAGGAAGAAGGGGAGAAAGGGAAGGUGAAGAAAAAGAAGAAAUGCACCUCAAGCUGCUCUUCCUCCUCAUCGUCCUGCUCUGGUUCCUCCUCAUCUUCGUCAUCAUCGUCCUCUUCCUCAUCCUCUUCGUCCACUGAUGACUCCUCCUGCAGCUCUGAUGAAGAGAGGACCCCUACGCCUCCGCCAGGUCCCGUCUCCACGCCUCCAGUACAGGACAAACCGAAAGAAGAAACGAAAGAGGAAGAAGAGGAGGAGGAGGAAGAAGAAGAAGAAGAAGAAGAAGAAAAAGCGGUGAAAAAGGAGGUGGAGGUAAAAGUGGAGGAAGAAGAACUGUCUCCUCCCUCAGAAUCUCCAUCCCCGUCAACCUCCCCGACUCCUGCGGCUCCUGCUAAACCUGCUAAACCAGCUACCGGGAAGGGCUCCGGGCAAAGGGGUCGUCCUCCAAAACCAAAGCCUAGCGGAGGCGAAGGGAAGGUGGGGAGACCAAAACGGAGAGAGGGGGUCCACCUCCCCACAACCAAGGAGCUGGCUAAACGUCAGAGGCUUCCCAGUGUGGAGAACAGACCCAAAAUUUCUGCUUUCCUUCCAGCCAGACAACUUUGGAAGUGGUUUGGGAAACCCACUCAGAGACGCGGUAUGAAGGGCAAGGCUAAAAAGCUCUUCUAUAAAGCUAUUGUCCGAGGCCGAGAGAUGAUCCGCAUCGGUGACUGUGCGGUGUUCCUUUCCGCCGGACGGCCUAACCUGCCCUUCAUUGGCCGCAUCCAGAGCAUGUGGGAGUCAUGGGGCAGCAACAUGGUGGUUAGGGUCAACUGGUUCUAUCAUCCAGAAGAGACUAACCCCGGAAAGAAACUCACUGACAAGAAGAACUGGGAUCAGAUGUGUGGUCAGUCUUUGCCAGCAGCUCUACACUCUUCCAUCCAAAGGAAAGACUUCAUGGAGCGCGCCCUCUACCAGUCAUCUCACAGCGACGAGAAUGACGUGCAGACGGUCAGCCACAAGUGCCUGGUGGUGAGCGUGGAGGAGUAUGAGCAGAUGACACACACGCGCCGCUACGCCGACAGCGAAGACCUCUACUACCUGGCCGGCACCUACGAGCCCACCACCGGCAUGAUCUUCAACACAGACGGAGUCCCAGUCAUCUGCUAGACGGACGCAGAAACUCGCCGCGAGUUGCUGAAACCAAAUGACCCAACUUUGGACCUCACUAAAGGAGUCUAACCCAACCUGAGGUCUUUCCAAGUCUAACCACUGACCUUCAUUCAUGAUGGAUCUUUCACAGCCGUGACUCAGUGAACUCAACCGCUCUCUGAUACCAUGUACACUUCAAAUGGACUGUCAUGAACAGCUAGUACUACAGAAACGGGAGACACUAUAGACAGUAUUAAAAGGAAGGAAGUCUCCUGGAACGUUUGCACACACAGACUCCAUCAACACAUACUGCUCCUCUUGAUGUGUUCAUGGGAAAGCAUCACAACACACAUGAGCACUUCGGCCUCCUUUUACAUGUAAAUACACCCUUCAUGAACACAUACCUACACUCACACAUGCACAGACACAUGUAAAUACUCACCUCCAUGUAAUACACACGCAGUUAUAAUAGAGGAAAAUAUGAGUGUUUUAUUUUCAUGUAAUAGAUUUAUGUCAGAGUACUUUUUUCUAAAGAGGUAAACAGUCGAGAAGCUUUAAUGAACUGUGAAUGAUGAUAUGAGAGAGAGAGAGAGAGAGAGAGAGAGGCCCGUUGCUGUCCGUCCGCCCCCGGCAGACAGACAGACACACACACCGGUGAUGUGAUGUUGUGAUUAUGAUGUUGCUGUGGUGAUGUUACAGUCAUGUUACAGUCAUAUAAAUGUAUCUACAGAACAGCAGGAGCGACAGAUAGACGCAAAGAGAGAACGAGAGAAGUAGAUAGUCCUUCCAUUGCUGUUCAACAGAAAGCACUUAACAAAAAAAAAAACACUUAAAAUCUACCCUCCUUUAAUUUAACCCCUUCAAUUCCCCUUGACAAUCCUAACUCGGGCAGGUGAACUGUCCGUGUGCUACUAAAACUUCUGACUCCCUCAGAGACUCAGGCUUAAAAGAGAGAGGAAGGAAUCUUGUACUAUCAAAAACCCAUUUUUACCUUUGAGUUCCUUAUCUUAAAGGAAUAAAAUCCACCCUGAAAACACUUUAACACUAUAAACAAAAACAGCUGCUGUUGAUGUAUCUUGUAUUUCGUUGUUUUGCACUGAGGAGAAAUAGAUCCUAAAGGAGGCAGAGACUCCAGUUUCUCCACCUGACAGAAGCCUCAGUAGAGAGACCCAUCACAGCUACAAGUUGUAGCUGGUGUCUGGGGGAUGUUGAAAAGCAUUCUGGGAAAUGUAGGACACCUGUAAGAAAAAUGUGUAAACAAGACUACAACACUUGAUCACAAAGUGACUCUAUGAAUGCACUGAACAAGAGCUGAUGUAUUGACAGUGUAGGAGUCCCAGAGGGUGGAUUUUUCCUUUUUUUAAGGUGUUUUCAGGGUUGUAAACGUUGCAGUCAGUCCAAGAUGCAUCAAGGUCAUGGCGCUGAUAGUCAGUAUGCAGUUGCCAGCACUGAUUAGAUCAUGAACAUAAUUCAAUUUUAACAGUCAUCUUCCACAGUUUGGCUCCGUUCAUUUAUUUUGGCUGCAGCGUUUUCAACCUCUAAAUGUCCUGUGCUAGAUGUAUUUUAAUUUCCCUUUGCUUCAGCUGCUUUAUGGACGUUUAUCUUAGCCCCAUUUGAACACAUGCCGCCCCUCCAAGCAAUCAUCUUUGAAAUGAGUGCACUUUGAAUACUUGUACGUCUUCCUAGAGUAUUUACUAACCCCCUCCCCCCGCUCCGGCUGCCUGUCCUCUGCAUGACGCCCCUUACA
This is a messenger RNA of Morone saxatilis (striped sea-bass), 10744 nucleotides long. RefSeq names its product trinucleotide repeat containing 18 (gene tnrc18). The transcript has 28 exons. The coding region runs from base 316 to 9015 and encodes 2899 amino acids. Lineage: Eukaryota; Metazoa; Chordata; Actinopteri; Moronidae. Gene Ontology annotation, molecular function: chromatin binding. The record is from RefSeq and is a predicted model, not a curated record.